UCACUGACUUUUUCUUUUUACCCUUCUCUCUCUUCCUCAAUCUUUGUUUCUUCUUCUUCUUCUUCCUCUCUCUUGAAUUCUCUGUUUCUCACCGUGCUUCUGCAUUUUUAACGACAAAGUUACAAACCCAUUUAACAAAAAUUGCAUAUUUUGUUCAAUGUCUCUCUCUCUCUCUCUCUCUCUCUCUCUCUCUCUCUCUUCAAACUCAAUGUAACUGUUUGAGAUAAUUCCAUUUUCCAUAACCCUUUUGUCCAAAGCUGAAAACUUUGAACUUUGGAGACAAUUUCCAACACACCCACAAGAAAAGAUAAAGUGGGUCUUCUUUUUUGUUCCCAAAGUUUCUUUCUUUUUGUUCCUUCAGACACAACAGAAUAAUAGGAUCUGAGAGUUUUUUUUUUUUACAAAGUAGAAAUGGUGGGUGUGAGAAACAUUGUGUUGUUUUUGCUUUGUAUUACUGUUGUUGCUCCUAUUGUUCUCUACACUGAUCGUCUUAGCUCCUUUGAUUCUCCAUCCUCAACCAAACAAGAGUUUAUUGAAGAUGUUACUGCUUUUUCUUUCAGUGCAGCAGACUCUAGCCACUUGAAUUUGCUUCCUCAGGAAACUUCAACAGUUCUUAAGGAACCUAUUGGAGUUGUAUAUACAAAUGAAGACUCAAUUAAGAGAAAGAAUUUGCCUCAAGGUUUGCAAUUGGUGGAAUCAAGGGAGCACGUGUCUGCCAGGGUAUUGUCAACCACAACCGAGGAAGAUCAAACUGAAAAGGAUAACCUCAUCAAACUUGUGACAGAUGAAACUAAGCAAGGAAAUCAAGGCGGCGAUGGAGAAGAUGCUAUUGAUGUUGAUGACAAUGAAGGGAAACUCGCUAAACCGACUCUUGCUUUUACUCAAGAAUCUCUACUUAAGUCUACGAAGCAGGAACAACAACAAGAAACAGAAACUUCUAGCAGAAUAAACAAGGAAAAACCAGUAUUAUCCGAGAUCGAUAAGAAAAAUGACCAAAUAAAUGACCAAAUACCAUCGGAUGCUCGGGUACAGCAACUGAAAGAUCAACUCAUCCAAGCUAAAGUCUACCUUUCCCUUCCAGUAGUUAAAAGCAACCCUCAACUCAUUCGAGAGCUUCGUUUAAGGGUUAAAGAAGUUUCACGAAUACUUGGGGAGGCAACCAAAGAUUCCGAUUUACCUAGGAAUGCAAAAGAGAGAAUGAAGGCAAUGGAGCAAACAUUGUUGAAAGGAAAGCAAAUUCAAGAUGAUUGUGCUGUUGCUGUGAAGAAGCUUCGGGCUAUGAUCCAUUCAACAGAAGAACAGCUACAUGUGCUCAAAAAGCAGACUUUGUUCUUAACACAGUUGACAGCAAAAACACUGCCCAAAGGUCUUCAUUGUCUUCCGUUGCGCCUUACAACCGAGUAUUAUAAGUUGAAUUCAUCUCAGCAACAGUUCCCCAAUGAAGAGAAGUUAGAAGACAUUCAAUUAUACCAUUAUGCGAUAUUUUCGGACAACAUAUUGGCAACUGCUGUUGUCGUGAACUCAACUGUUAUCAAUGCUAAGGAUGCAUCAAAACAUGUUUUCCACGUUGUUACCGAUAGGCUCAAUUAUGCUGCAAUGAGGAUGUGGUUUUUGGUGAAUCCACCCGGCAAGGCAACCAUUCAGGUUCAGAACAUUGAUGACUUCACAUGGUUGAAUGCAAGUUACAGCCCUGUUCUUAAGCAGUUGGCUUCCCCAGCUAUGAUAGAUUACUACUUCAAGGCUCAUCGUGCAACUUCUGAUUCAAACUUGAAGUUUCGGAAUCCAAAGUAUUUAUCUAUCUUGAACCAUCUCCGUUUCUACCUGCCUGAGGUCUUUCCAAAGCUCAACAAAGUGCUGUUUUUGGAUGAUGAUUUAGUUGUGCAGAAGGAUCUGACCGGACUUUGGUCAGUUGACUUGAAAGGCAACGUAAAUGGAGCCGUAGAAACUUGUGGAGAAAGUUUCCACCGAUUUGAUCGGUAUCUCAACUUCUCAAAUCCUCUUAUUGCGAAGAAUUUCGACCCACGUGCUUGUGGGUGGGCGUACGGUAUGAAUGUAUUUGAUUUAGUGGAAUGGAAGAGGCAAAAGAUCACAGAGGUGUACCACAACUGGCAGAAUCUGAAUCAUGAUAGACAACUGUGGAAGUUAGGAACACUGCCACCAGGUCUCAUAACAUUCUGGAAACGCACUUUCCCACUGAACCGAUCGUGGCACGUUUUGGGUCUUGGCUAUAAUCCCAACAUCAACCAAAAAGAUAUCGAGCGGUCUGCGGUUAUGCACUACAACGGAAACAUGAAGCCAUGGCUGGAGAUAAGUAUUCCCAAGUUUCGGAGUUAUUGGUCAAAGUAUGUCAACUACAAUCACGUCUUUUUGCGAGAAUGCAACAUCAAUCCAUAGAUAGAAGUGACUCAUUUUGAUAUCAUUCAAGUUUUUUGAUGUCAUUCCUAAAUGUGUGGCCUUGGUUUUUUAAAGCUUCACAAUUCUUUUUUAUACACGUUUUUUUGUCAUGUUUUAUAUCACUAUUUUUUGAAUUUGGCACGUAGAAGAUUAAGAGCCAAAGUGCAGAAAUAGUAAUGUACUUGUAAAUGAAAUGAAGAGGCUAUUAUUUUUUAAGUUCUAGAUUGUGCCCUUUUCUCAACGCACCUCUUCUGUCUUGUAGUCUCUUCUUCUUCUCUUUGUUGAUUUGUACAUGUUUGAUUUUAAGUUGACACUCUCUUUAACA
Molecule: messenger RNA, 2719 nt
Organism: Cicer arietinum (chickpea)
Lineage: Eukaryota; Viridiplantae; Streptophyta; Magnoliopsida; Fabales; Fabaceae
Source: RefSeq, a predicted model, not a curated record